Messenger RNA from Cotesia congregata, 1809 nucleotides. The record is from the annotation of a GenBank genome assembly. NCBI's taxonomy places the organism in Eukaryota, Metazoa, Arthropoda, Insecta, Hymenoptera, Braconidae.
AUGGAAAUAGUGGGUGAUUAUGAGUACAACACAAAAGACCUCAUUGGUCAUGGAGCUUUUGCUGUUGUUUUCAAAGGCAGACACAGAAAAAAACCUAAUUUCGUUGUUGCAAUCAAAAGUAUUACUAAAAAGAGUUUGGCUAAGUCGCAAAAUCUUCUGGGCAAAGAAAUCAAGAUUUUAAAGGAGCUUACGGAGCUGCAUCACGAAAAUGUUGUUGCGUUAUUGGAUUGCAAGGAAUCCAAUCAUAAUGUCUUCCUCGUUAUGGAGUAUUGCAAUGGAGGCGACCUGGCUGACUAUCUUGGAGCCAAGGGAACACUAUCUGAAGAUACAAUAAGAGUAUUCUUGAAGCAAUUAGCAGGAGCUAUGAAAGCUCUUCAUGCCAAAGGAGUCGUCCACAGAGAUCUGAAGCCACAAAAUAUUCUCCUAAGCCACAACUGUGGAAAAGCUUGUCCUCAGCCCCACCAAAUCACAUUGAAAAUAGAGACUGUCCAAGAGCCGCAAGCUGGGCUGAUAAACGCAUCCGUUCCAGAGGCCAGCAGUCCUUGCUCGAGUCCGGAAGACGACUACGUCCUGGUACCAAACGACUUGAGCAACGACAUUGAGAACAAUCCCACUCCUCACCAAGUUAAGUACACGAAACAGAUGAGCAAAGAAGCAGUCAGUCCUCCGAGACCUUGUUUUCUACCGAUAUCUGAGCCAAUUCCCGUUCCAACGCAACAAAGCACCGUUCAUCCGCCAUCCCCUUCAGCAACAGCACGAACUGAAACGAGUGUCGUUCCUCGAUCCCAGCCGAUCAGCAUGAAACGAAGCGUAGAUUGUCAUAAGAACUACCCCGUUGACAUCGGCUCGAUGAGUCCUCCCAGUGUCCAGUUUGUUAUCGGAACUCCGCCGAGCAGAAGGCUCAGCGAAACUCCACCGCCUCCUCACACUUGGCAAGUCAGUCCCAGUGCAAGGCACUCUCAUAUUUCUACUGGGAAUUCACCUCUCAAGAGAUCACUAGGAAGUAACAGCGCUUCCUCACCACUUCUCACUGGACCUCUCGCUGUUUUGGGUUCACCGACUGCUAAAGCACUUCAAGAUAAUAAUAAUACUUUGAGGCAUUCGCCGGUUAUUCCUUUUGGAACUCGCGCAGUAACUUUACCUGAAAUAUCGGACGAUCGUCCUUUGACAUUCAUCGCCCCAGAAUUACCCGAAGAAACUCUUCUGGAACGCGAGCACAAUGAAAUCCUAGCAAAGUUAAACUUUGUCGUGGCACUGUGUGACUGUGUCAGCGAAGUCGCUAGAACUCGAGCAGGACCUUUGGGUGCGCCUCUGGGAGGCGUUGAAUCAGCCAGCAACGCCGCGACAAAAAGACGAGCUGAGCAAGUUAUUCUCUUGGUCAGAGCUCUGCAGUGGCUCAGUUCGGGCCUCAGCUUGGCAACUCAGCAGCUCAAAGCUGGAAGACUCCAGCCCACAGCCAACGUCAAGGAAGUUGUUAAUACAAUGAAUGAUAAGUUUAGAAUCUGUCUGGCUGAAUGCAAGCAAUUGAACAGUGCUGGGUUACUACGGCAAACUGGAGCAACUGCUGACAAAAUUCUAUACAAUCAUGCAAUACAAAUGUGUCAAUCGGCGGCUCUGGAUGAGCUCUUUGGGAAUCCAGCUGAGUGCUUUCAACGUUAUCAUACUGCACAAAUUCUCCUUCAUUCUCUGUCUCAGCACGUGAGCCACAGCCAAGACAGAGCAUUGCUUAUCAAAUAUAAAACUGCUGUGGAAAAACGACUGUACGUGCUCCAACAACAAGGAUAUAUUUAUGCCACAGAUCCGACGUAA